This is a messenger RNA of Ostertagia ostertagi, 402 nucleotides long. The record is from the annotation of a GenBank genome assembly. Lineage: Eukaryota; Metazoa; Nematoda; Chromadorea; Rhabditida; Trichostrongylidae.
AUGAGAUACACCAACACGACUCUGCCUCCGUGGUUCGACUAUCUUGAACUGGCGGUGAAUUAUUCUUGCAUGACCUACAUGGCAAUAACCUUACCACUGUAUAUUGCCGUUGUAACAAUUAUGAUUAUUCUCAGAAAACGUUCUUAUAAAGGUCAGUUCAUUUUUAUUUGGUUUCUCGACUUCUACAUGUCACAAGGUACCACUGUUGGUCAUAUCUACUUAAUAAUUGCAUGGACUACUCGCUGUAGUCAAGGAUGUACUGUAACGCUUUUGGCUCUGAACAGGGCUACCGCGGUGUGCAGUCCAAUAAGGCAUAAACAGUUGGUUUCUCGACUUUACAUGGUCACGAAGUACACAUGUUGGCAUAUCUACUUAAUAAUUGCACUGGGCUACUCGUUGUAG